AUGUCUCGUGUAAAGAACCUCUUAGAGCGCGGUGUCCCUGUUGAUAGCAGAGACUCUGCUGGCUACACUGCACUACAUUAUGCUGCACGGGCUGGACACGCUGCCAUAUGCCAACAACUUAUUGCAGCUGGAGCGUUGUUGGACACAAAGACACGUGCUGGAGGAGCUACACCUCUACACAGAGCAGCAGCAUCUGGUAAACUACAUAUUGUCCAACUGUUAUUGGAAGCUGGGGCAAAUAGUGCAGUUACUGAUGCAGAUGGGAGAACAGCUUUACACCGUGCUGCAGAGGAAGGACAUUCUGAUGUUGCAGAAUUGCUGUUAAAGAAUAAUAUACAGUUAAACAACACGAAAGAUAUUAAAGGGCGCCUAGCAGUUGAAUGUGUUAAGGAUCAGACCAUGCUUUCUGUUUUUUUAUAA
This is a messenger RNA of Schistocerca piceifrons (Central American locust), 420 nucleotides long. RefSeq names its product ankyrin repeat domain-containing protein 39-like. The coding region runs from base 1 to 420 and encodes 139 amino acids. The record is from RefSeq and is a predicted model, not a curated record. The transcript has a single exon. Lineage: Eukaryota; Metazoa; Arthropoda; Insecta; Orthoptera; Acrididae. Gene Ontology annotation, molecular function: protein binding.